Messenger RNA from Colletotrichum higginsianum IMI 349063, 1281 nucleotides. Its product is annotated as Nacht and wd40 domain protein. The record is from RefSeq and is a predicted model, not a curated record. Lineage: Eukaryota; Fungi; Ascomycota; Sordariomycetes; Glomerellales; Glomerellaceae. Bases 1 to 1281 code for a protein of 426 amino acids. The transcript has a single exon.
AUGCUUCGCAAGAAGGAGGUGUACACGACCAUCACGCCAAUUCCCGGCUUCAUCCCCCGCCAGCUCGCCAUCGACAUCCUGCACUCCCACUCCGAGGUCAUCACCCUCAACCCCCUCGUCCUCGACCACAAGCCCAUCAAGGCGCCUCGCGAUGCCGCCUCGGACGAGUACUACUCGACCUGGUACGAGAUCAGCCAGCGCAUCCAGUACAUCCCCGGCAUCGGCAAGAUGGGCUCCGGCAAGAUCAGCUUCAACGGCUGCUUCCACGACAUGCCCUGGGGCCUGCAGACCCACACCUACGCGCCCAUGAACAUCGACAUCCGCAUCAAGUACCGCAUCGACGGCAACCAGCCCGGCAUCGAACCCCCGCAGCCCCCCGAGAUCGGCAUGUCCGGCCUCGGAGUCCCCGCCGACGGCCUCUACCUGCGCGAGGACAUUGAGAUCCGCUGCAACGUCACCAUGGUCGCCUUCGUCAAGACCCAACAGAAGGCCGCGAGCAAGGAGAUGGUGUCGCGCAUCAUCAAGAAGGCCGAGCUGCUCGAUGCCGGCGUGCUGCAGGCCAUGUUCGAGGACGGCAAGCUCAAGACCUUCAACCCGGCCGAUCGCACCAACACGGCCGCCCAGUCCGGGAUGCGCUCCCCCACCUUGCGCCACCAGCGCCCCGACGGCAGUCCGAGACCCGAGUCGUACUCUCCCACCAACGCCUACCACGUGCCGAGACCCGUGUCGGCGCAGCAGAACCUCAGACCUGGAUCGCAGGGCGGCUAUGGCCACCAGUACGGCCACCAGUACAGCCAGUCGGCCGAGCUGCAGUCCCACACGCACCAGAGCGCGCCACAGACGGCCUUCGUUGCCGAAUUACCGGGCAACUUUUACCACCCGAACCCGCAGCAGCAGCAGCAGCAGCAGCAGCAGUCCAACAACCCGCAGCCGUCGCCCGGCCUGCACCCCGACCGCGACUCCAUGUCGCAGCAGUCCCAGCUGUCGCCUGACCCCAACUCCUGGCGCUGGUCCCAAGGCCAGCGGAGCCCCUCGCAGCAGAGCUCGCGCCCGACGAGCAUGGCGUCGUCCGAGGCGAGCAGCGGCUUCGCAAGCCCCUCGCUCGACCACAAGGGCUUCUCGUCCGAGCUGCCCACGCACCCCGAGACGCAGGAGGAGCACCGCGGGAACCCCACCAAGGCGAUGGAGGCGUCGAGGCACCGGGUCAACGGCCCCCAGGCCUACCAGGCCUACCAGGCCUACAGCUAUAACCCUCAGGACUAUGCACCGCCGGGACGGUAG